This is a messenger RNA of Saccostrea cuccullata (small rock oyster), 689 nucleotides long. Its product is annotated as leucine repeat adapter protein 25-like. The transcript is spliced from 2 exons. The coding region runs from base 130 to 687 and encodes 185 amino acids. Lineage: Eukaryota; Metazoa; Mollusca; Bivalvia; Ostreida; Ostreidae. The record is from RefSeq and is a predicted model, not a curated record.
UAGAUGCCUCGCAGAUGAUUACAAUGAAAGCCACAGCACCUGUCAAAGCACAUUGACACCUGAGGGUCGAACGCUUUCAUAUUCUCAUAAAUGUAGUGCAUAAAAUAUUACCGAUGGUCAAUAGCCAAAAUGGUGGACGUAAACGGACUACCGCCUUUACCCAAGUGUUUUUCUGAGGCGGAGAUCUCAAAUAUAGACUGUGAACAUCACAAAGAAGAAACAAAUCAAAACUCAGACCAACGAAUACUUGUCAAUGGAGAAAUUAACGAUUCUGAGAAAAUGGACCACUCGAGGUUGAACGGGGUCGUGGAAGAUUCGGGUGUUGACGAUAAACCACGGUCACCAUAUUCAAGGCUAAACAAUGCUUUGUCAAAGCUCCGGGAAGAAAUGGCUGGUUUAAGGCGACUAGAUGUUUCUCUCCUGACUCAGUUGUGGUCCCUAAAUGAUGCCAUUCACGAGUACAAGUCGGCCAUUCAAGACCGCUUCUCUGAAACCAAUUCUGAAUACUCAUGGGGAAUGAACAGUAGAACGAGUUCAAUGUGUAGUAUUGACGAGUGUGAUGACUGGACUGAGGAUCUACACAUGAAACUGGAUCACGGUCAGAUAGGAAAUUCUCUUCACAGUAGCACUUCCAGUCUUCUUCAACAGAUCAACGAACUCAAAGAGAGAGCCGAGUCGGAAUUUUGAAA